Branchiostoma floridae (Florida lancelet) is the source of this 2275-nucleotide messenger RNA. RefSeq names its product calmodulin-lysine N-methyltransferase-like. Bases 592 to 1374 code for a protein of 260 amino acids. The record is from RefSeq and is a predicted model, not a curated record. Gene Ontology annotation, cellular component: nucleus; cytoplasm. Lineage: Eukaryota; Metazoa; Chordata; Leptocardii; Amphioxiformes; Branchiostomatidae. The transcript has 6 exons.
CACACAGUCCUGAACGUGAAGGCACGGUCGCGCGGUGACGCGCCAUUCCGCACAUUCUACCGGCACUUUCAUUUUCCCCCUCAGUUGGCGACAUGUUGUCAUCUACCCUAUACAAAACAACAGCAACAGAGGAGAUCUGGCGAUCUAGGAGGCGCUCAAGUUGCACACUAGCUCGUUGGCAUCGCAGGUAGAUCGCAUCUCUCGACUAAAACGAGCUGAAUUUCAAAUUGCACAUCAUUUUUAAUAGGGGCUGAGUGUAAAUCAGGAAACGCAUGAUCCGAAGCGAUCGAAAUGUCCUGGUUCUCAAAUUGUGCAUACCGACUGGACGCUUUCGGUAUGUUAUGAUCACCUCUCGAUGACCCGUAACUCCCAUCUGGAAGGGACAUCAUCUAGCACAUGAUAUGACUUUGUUGAGCAGCAGCUCACCCUCACUCUUACAGUAAGCACGGCUAAUGAAUUGUCAGGUGCUAUAUUUAACGUCUUCCCUAUAUUAGGGGGGUGGAAUCGACAGUCCGGCUUGCGUGUGUUCGGGGAACAGUCUGUUUCAGGCGCUGUCAGCUGAGAACCUCGCGGCAACGGCACGGACAAACGAUGAAACCGGUCGAAGGGAACAAUGAGGAGGGCCAGGCUGGCGAGGGGAAAGAAAGGAAAGCCUGGUUCCGCGAAAAGACGAUUAGUAUCAACAGGGUCGGGGUCGUCAUCUUCGAAGCACCAUUCGAUGCCAAGAAGGAGGACGAGGUGGACAACACAGGCAUGCGAGUAUGGCCGGCCGCGCAGGUGCUGGCUUUGUACGCCCUGAACCACCCGGAGGUGUUGCGGAAGUGUGAGGGGGUGCUGGAGCUGGGGGCAGGGGCCGGGGUGACCGGGCUCCUGGUGGCGAAGGCCUGCGGACGUCCCGCCGAUGUGGUCCUGACGGACGGGGAGCACCACGUCCUGGAACUCACCCGCAGGAACAUCGAAGCAAACUUCAAAGAGGACGGCCGCCCGUCGUGCGAGUACCUCAGAUGGGGUGAGAACGUGGCCGAGUUCAGGGACAAGGUCGGGACCUUUGACCUCAUCAUGGCGACGGACGUCCUGUACUGUCCUGAGGCGCUGGAACCCUUCUUCACAACAGCGAGGCAGCUGAUGUCAUCCAAGCCCUCGGCCCAGCUGUUGGUUUCUCACACGAACAGAAGCUACGUGCCGCACUACAAGGUGCGGAAGGCGGGGUCCAAGUGUGGGUUCAAGUGCACGGACAUCCCACUGCAGUCCAUCCCGGGCUGUGCUGAGAUGUCGCGAGCCACGGCGGCGGACCCCAGGCACCCUCUGCUGCAGAGGAUGCAGGUCUUCAGAUUCACCCUGAAGUCGUCCAUCAGGGCUGAUCCGUCCUCGUAAAGGCCUUGCCACACAGUUGAUGAGCUUAAGGUGCACUCUCACUGCACUUGUGUCAAGCUUGCGUCACUGCGGGGGCUCACUGCUUCACUGUUUUGUUAUUUUCUCAGAUCUUUUUCUAAUUUAGAUAUUGCGUAAUACGUAAAAGUAUGACUAAGAGGACGACAAAUACACAGAAAAAGUAAGUUCUUUAUCUCUGAAAUUCGCUGAGUAUCUUUUGAACCCCGCAGUGACGCAAGCUUCACGCAAGUGCAGUAAGAGUGCACCUUUCGGUCAUAUUUGCUAAUCGCAAGAUCAGGUCGGCAAAUUUUAAAAUCGCCAGAGGGCGUAUGUUUUUACCUGAAAAUCUGCUCCAUCACAUGCGACUGGGCCCGGGGGCAUCGGACGAUCUCACAAGAUCGCGGUUUGAUCGAGAGAACUUGGGGCGUAUAACUGCCGAAUUCAUUUCGAGCAUUCGAGCACAGAAUCGUUGUCAGAUUGAUUUCCUUGCAGUUUGGCAGGGCGUAAAGGAAGGUUCGCUGGAAGUGACACCCAGCGGAAGCAGUAUAAUGUGCAGCCUGUGUCAAUGGUUUUUGCGGACUAUAAAUACGGAGUUGUAGUCUGUACGGUUUCAAUGUAGGGUCUUAGUAACAUGACCUGCAUUGUAUCUUAUACUACAAGUAUAUUGCUUUCUAUUGAAAGAGCUGAAAUAAUAGUUUUGAAGUACUCCUUUAUUGAUUUAGUGGAAGGUUGAGUCGGAGUUAUAACUGUCUUUGGCUUCUUUGAUAUCGUGAAGCAGAUUUAUAAUCUGUGAGACAGAUUCAAAAUUUUGGGCUUGUAAAUAUUACAUUUCAUACCGGGAUCAUGUCAAGUGAAACAUGUGAGUGGAUCGCUUUUGUAAAUACAAAUGUUCACCUAUUUCCAA